Messenger RNA from Sus scrofa (pig), 990 nucleotides. RefSeq names its product olfactory receptor 52P1-like. Gene Ontology annotation, biological process: G protein-coupled receptor signaling pathway. Gene Ontology annotation, molecular function: G protein-coupled receptor activity; olfactory receptor activity. The record is from RefSeq and is a predicted model, not a curated record. Lineage: Eukaryota; Metazoa; Chordata; Mammalia; Artiodactyla; Suidae. Gene Ontology annotation, cellular component: plasma membrane.
AUGUCUCACUGGCAGGGAUCCAAACUGUCUUUAACAACCAGCAACAGUUUCUACGAUGCCCUCUUCAACCGCUCCAGCUUUACAACCUUCACUCUGAUGGGCAUACCUGGCUUAGAGUCACAGCACUUGUGGCUAUCUUUUCCUUUCUCCUUCAUGUUUUUGGCCACCCUCAUUGGAAACGGUGCCAUCCUCUUCCUGGUGGCCACAGAGCCCACACUUCACACACCCAUGCACCUGCUCCUAGCUCUGCUGAUGGCGGCUGACCUCACAUCCACUCUGGCUCUGGUGCCUAAACUCCUCUUUCUCUUCUGGUUCAAUGAUCGGGAUAUAGCGGCCAAUGCCUGUUUCACUCAGAUGUUUUUCAUCCAUGGAGCAUCUGUGGUACGAUCAGCCCUACUUGUUGCAAUGGCCUUUGACCGGUUCGUGGCUGUGUGUGAGCCAUUACGCUACAACAGCGUCAUGAGCCAUUUCUUAGUUGGACGCCUAGGACUUGUAGCUCUAGCCAAGGGUGUGAUUCUCAUCCUACCAAUGCCUCUGCUGCUUCAAAGGUUGACCUUCUGCCGUAUGGCCAUUCCUCAUACCUACUGUGACCACAUGGCUGUGGUGAAACUGGCUUGUGAUGACACCAGACCUAACCGUAUCUAUGGUCUCUUUGUGCUUCUGCUUGUGGUGGGACUUGAUUUACUGCUGAUUGGCUUCUCCUAUGGUCUCAUCCUGCAGGCCGUGAUACGCCUCAAUUCUCGAGAUGCCACCUGCAAAGCCCUUAACACCUGCUCAGCCCACCUUUUUGUCAUCCUUGUCACUUAUGGCCCUGCCCUCUUUUCCUCCCUCACCCACCGCAUUGGUCACAAUAUCCCACCUCAUGCCCACAUUCUCCUUGCCAAUCUCUACCUUCUCCUGCCUUCAGUGUUCAACCCCAUCAUCUAUGGCAUAAAGAUGAAAGAAAUACAAACCAAGGUGGCCAAAUGCCUGUGCAGAGGACCUCCAUAG